This is a messenger RNA of Rana temporaria (common frog), 1511 nucleotides long. RefSeq names its product pancreatic lipase-related protein 2-like. The transcript has 13 exons. Gene Ontology annotation, biological process: lipid metabolic process. The record is from RefSeq and is a predicted model, not a curated record. Lineage: Eukaryota; Metazoa; Chordata; Amphibia; Anura; Ranidae. The coding region runs from base 57 to 1478 and encodes 473 amino acids. Gene Ontology annotation, molecular function: triacylglycerol lipase activity; protein binding.
AAAUUCCCCCCCAGGUGGUGUAAUGUUCUUCAUGUGCCACUUGCAGAAGAAGUAAGAUGAUUUUUAAACUGGUUCUGGUGCUGUCCAUAGCAGCUGCAAUUAGAGCUGCUCAAAUCUGCUACAACAGGCUGGGAUGUUUCACAGAUGAGCCCCCCUAUUUCGUUUCACUCGCCAGACCUGUCAGUCACUUCCCAUGGGCACCAGAGGUGAUCAACGUUCGCUUCCUGCUCUAUACUGUAAAGAAUCCAAACCAGUACCAAGUGAUCAGCGCUCUCAAUGUCUCCUCGAUCUUUGGCACUAACUUUAAACCCAGCCGGAAAUCCAUAUUCAUCAUCCAUGACUUGGUGGAGACGGGGGACAAGCUGUGGUUGGUAGAGAUGUGUCAGGCUCUCCUGAAGGUGUCGGAUGUCAACUGUUUCUGUGUAGACUGGAGUGGAGGAUCAUUUGCCCUCUACACACAAGCAUCCAGAAAUAUCCAUGUGGUUGGCGCUGAAAUUGCUUUUUUCUUGCGCUUUGUACAGGCAGUGUUUGACUAUAAAAUGCAUGACGUCUACCUGAUUGGGCACGGCCUGGGGGCACACAUUGCUGGUGAUGCUGGAAGGAGCCAGAAGGGCAUUGGAAGAAUUUCUGGUUUGGAUCCGGCUGGUCCCCAUUUUGAAAAUGCCCCACCUGAUCUGAGACUGGACCCUACAGAUGCAGUUUUCGUUGAUGCCAUUCACACAGAUGUGUCUUCUGAUGCUUUUCAUCUUGGUUUUGGCAUGAAGCAGACAGUUGGCAAUGUUGACUUCUUCCCCAAUGGUGGUGAAAAGAUGCCCGGCUGUGAGAAAAUGUCUUUUAGAUUUGAAGAUCUCGAUAACAUGAUUGCAGAGCUUCAUGAGAAGGUCUUCUGCAACCAUCAAAUGAGUGUCCAGUUCUUUACAGGGAGCGUCCUGAAGCCUGACGGUUUAAUUGGUUACCCUGCUUCAUCGUACAGUGCUUUUCUAGAGGGAUUUGGGUUCCCAUGCACCAAAAUAAGUUGUGCCUUCAUGGGGUACAAGGCGGAUGAAUAUGUGCUUGGUCAUUUUCAAGACUCUACAAUCAACCAGAUCUUUUCCCUGAACACCGGAGACCGUUCAAAUGUCCUGCGCUGGAGGUACAACAUAUCUAUCACAAUCAUGGGCUCGAAAUAUGUAUUGGGGACUCUUUCCAUGUCUCUUUGUGGAAAGGAUGAAUGUUCCGGUCUGUAUAAAAUUUACAGUGGACUCCUUCGAUCUGGUUCAACCUACUCCUCUCUUGUUGAUGUGGAGGUAGAUGUGAAUCCCGCCCAGACGGUGGAAUUUGUCUGGCAUAAAAGUAUCUUCUCCAUCCUGCAUCCCAAGCUGGGUGCCUCAGCUGUCACAUUACAAUACGGACCUAGUGGGGAGAUGUACAAGUUCUGUGGAGGUGACCUGACUGGAGAAGAUACAAAACAGACACUGGACGAAUGUUAUGUUUUAUAGAUUCAAUUUUAUAUAUUGCUAAUAAAUGGGGGG